Messenger RNA from Mycena indigotica, 678 nucleotides. Its product is annotated as putative epoxide hydrolase. The record is from RefSeq and is a predicted model, not a curated record. NCBI's taxonomy places the organism in Eukaryota, Fungi, Basidiomycota, Agaricomycetes, Agaricales, Mycenaceae. The coding region runs from base 1 to 678 and encodes 225 amino acids. Gene Ontology annotation, molecular function: epoxide hydrolase activity. The transcript is spliced from 4 exons. Gene Ontology annotation, biological process: epoxide metabolic process.
AUGCUUGCUUUGGGUUACAAUGAAUAUGGUGGUCACCCAGGGCGGAGAUUGGGGCUUCUAGAUAACGCGGCGCCUAGCCCGGCUCGCCGUCCUAACUUCUUCUCCAACCCACUCUCUUUCGUUCUCUCCUACAUCCAACCGUACACUGAGUGGGAAAAGGCGGGACAGGAGCGCACGAAAUGGUUCCGCACUCGCGGUCAAGGCUACCAUGGCCCGCAGUCGACCAAGCCGCAGACGCUGGGGUACGGGCUUGCCGAUUCGCCGGUCGGACUGCUGGCUUGGAUAUACGAGAAGCUGCUUGAUUGGACGGACGAUUAUCCGUGGGACGACGAUGAGGUGCUGACAUGGGUCUCGAGCUACUACUUCUCCCGUGCGGGGCCUACCGCGACGCUGCGCAUCUACUACGAAGUGCUCUGGGGCGAGGACCAGUACCCGCUCCCCGCCGCCAGCCCGACGAUCCCGAUGGGCAUUUCGUACUUCCCGAAGGAGAUCAUCGUGCUUCCGCGGGUGUGGACCCGGCUGCUGGGGAACGUCGUUGCCGAAGCGGAGCACGAAAAAGGCGGGCACUUUGCCGCGCACGAGCAGCCAGAGGCGCUGGUAGGCGACCUGCGCGCCAUGUUUGGUCGCGGUGGCCCGGCGUUUGGCGUGGUCGGCGGACGGAACGGCUACGAUGUGUAG